AUCCAUUAAAGCGCGGACACGCAUAGAAAAACCACCGCCCGCCCUUCCCGCAGUACAUAAAAACAAGACCGCUGCGGUACCCUCAACGACGAACUACUACCCUUAUCGCUCUGGACCAGAGCUUGCUACGUGUUAGAGAAGCGAAGAGACGUCUAGCCUCCAGUUGUCGUUGUCGUCAUGGUCGGCGCGGAGGGGAAGUCGAUGCUAGGGGAGGCAGCGGAGAAGCUGGGGUUCAAGGCCAGGGAGGAGAGGGGCGUGGGAGCGCAGCAGGCUGCUGAUGCUGGGGCGGCGAAGGAGGAGGAUGUCCCGGCUGUUGCGGCGCUGAGGAAUAGGGCCGCGGAGAGUAGGAGUCCUUAUGUGCGUGGGCAUAUGAAUAAUCCCGUCGCGUGGCAGCUUUUUGGGGAUGAGGCGAUUAAGUUGGCGAAGAGGGAGAAUAAAUUGCUGUUUAUUAGUAUUGGGUAUAGCGCUUGCCAUUGGUGCCACGUAAUGGAGAAAGAAUCCUUCGAGAACGACGAGGUCGCCGCCAUCCUCAACAAGGACUUCAUCCCCAUCAAGAUCGACCGCGAGGAGCGCCCGGACAUCGACCGCAUCUACAUGAACUUUGUGCAGGCCACCACCGGGUCCGGCGGCUGGCCGCUCAACGUCUUCGUGACGCCGACUCUCGAGCCGGUGUUUGGAGGCACGUACUGGCACGGCCCGCACUCCAACACCCCGCAGCUCGAGCUCGAGGACCACGUUGAUUUCCUCCGUAUCCUCGGCAAGCUGUCCCAGGCGUGGCGCGAGCAGGAGUCGAGAUGCCGUCUUGAUUCCGCGCAGAUCCUGCAGCAGCUCAAAGUCUUCGCCGCAGAAGGCACGCUCGGCGGCGCUCCCAAAACGGGUGCCGAGCCACCAGCGGGGGGAUUAGAUCUCGAUAUCAUCGACGAGGCCUACCAGCACCUCGUCUCAACCUUCGACACCACCAACUCCGGCUUCAGCGCCGCCCCCAAGUUUCCCACCCCCAGCAAACUCGCCUUCCUCCUCCGCCUCCCCCACUUCCCGCAACCGGUCCUCGAUGUCGUGGGCGCCGAGGAAGUCAAAUCCGCACAAUUCAUGGCCCUCUCCACCCUGCGCGCCAUGGCGCGGGGCGGGAUCCACGACCACAUCGGCCACGGCUUCUCGCGCUACAGCGUCACAGCCGACUGGUCGCUUCCGCACUUUGAGAAGAUGCUCUACGACAACGCGCAGCUCCUCAGCCUGUACCUCGACGCCUUUCUCGGGCUACCGAAACCAGAUCCGGAGCUGCUGGGCGUCGUAUACGACCUCGCGGCCUACCUCCUUUCCCCCCCCAUCGCGGCACCGGGGGGUGGUUUCUACUCCUCCCAGGACGCGGAUUCGUUUUAUCGCAAGGGUGACAAGGAGACGCGCGAGGGGGCGUACUACGUCUGGACCGCGCGGGAGCUGGAAACCCUCCUCCCCGCCGGCGCAUACGACAUCGUCGCGGCCUUCUUCGGCGUCAACCCCGACGGCAACGUCGCGCCGUCCCACGACGUCCACGACGAGUUCAUCAACCAGAACGUCCUCCGCAUCGCCUCUACCCCCUCCCAACUCGCGUCGCAAUUCGGGAUCGCCGAGUCCGAGGUCGUCGAGACUAUCAAAUCCGCUAAACGCACCCUCCUCGCCCACCGCGAAGCCGAGCGCGUCGUCCCGAACCUCGAUGAUAAGAUUGUCUGCGCCUGGAACGGGAUAGCGAUUGGAGCGCUGGCGCGCACGGGUGCGUCGCUGAGGGAGGUGGAUGCGCAGAUGUCGGAGAGGUGUCUGGAUGCUGCGAUUAGGGCGGCCAGGUUCAUGAGGAGGGAGAUGUAUGAUGAGGACGCCAAGACACUGAGGAGGGUGUGGCGUGGGGGCCCGGGGGAGACGGCGGGGUUUGCGGAUGAUUAUGCGUUUUUGGUGGAGGGGCUGCUGGAGCUCUACGAGGCGACGUUUGCGGAUGAGUGGGUGAGGUGGGCUGAUGAGCUGCAGGCAACCCAAAACUCACACUUCCUCGACCCCACCGCCUCGGGCUUCUUCGCCACCGCCGCUGCGGCUCCACACACCAUCCUCCGCCUCAAAGACGGCAUGGACGCCUCCGAGCCCUCCACCAACGGUGUCUCAGCCUCCAACCUGUUCCGGCUCGCCAGCCUGCUGGGGGACGAUAAGUACGAGGCCCUCGCUAAGGAGACGGUGGGGGCCUUCGAGGCGGAGAUCAUGCAGUAUCCGUGGUUGUUUGGCAGUUUUAUGCCUAGUGUUGUGGCGGGGCUGACGGGGGUUAGGGGGGUUGUGAGGGUGGGUGCUAAGGAGCCGCUUGUGGAGGGUGUGAGGGUACCGGGUGAUGGUGCUGCUGCUGCUGCGACUGCGGACGAGGCGGCUGUGACUGCGGUGGAUGGUACGGGGGUUGAUGUUCCUGCGGUUGGUACCGGGGUUCCUGUUCCUGAGGCGGUUGGUGCUGAGACAGCUACUAUUCCCGCUGCCGUCGUCGCUGGUGCGGAUGCUUCCACGACCGGUGUCACGACCGGUGUCACGACCGCUGUAGCGGAUGCUGUGAUGGACGCCUCCACGAACGCUUCCGCGACCACAGCUCCCACAGCCUCUCCCCUCCGCACGACCAUCCCACCAACAGACAAACAACCCUUCCACCCCAUCGCCCUCGACACCACCCCUAGCGGCGGCCUCGUCGAAGCCGGCGAGACGCCACACCCGUCCUCUAAAACUGGGACGAAACUGCCGCCGUGGCCGCGGCCAAGGGCGAAGGGCGGGAUUGAAACGGUGAGCUUUGUUGGGGGGGGUAUGGGGGGUGGAUUGGGGUGA
Molecule: messenger RNA, 2823 nt
Organism: Pseudogymnoascus destructans
Lineage: Eukaryota; Fungi; Ascomycota; Leotiomycetes; Thelebolales; Thelebolaceae
Exons: 4
Coding region: 178-2823 (881 amino acids)
Biological process (GO): carbohydrate metabolic process
Source: RefSeq, a predicted model, not a curated record